Messenger RNA from Acipenser ruthenus (sterlet), 3516 nucleotides. RefSeq names its product palmitoyltransferase ZDHHC1-like. Gene Ontology annotation, biological process: peptidyl-L-cysteine S-palmitoylation; protein targeting to membrane. Gene Ontology annotation, molecular function: protein-cysteine S-palmitoyltransferase activity. Gene Ontology annotation, cellular component: endoplasmic reticulum; Golgi apparatus. The transcript is spliced from 12 exons. The record is from RefSeq and is a predicted model, not a curated record. Bases 835 to 2604 code for a protein of 589 amino acids. NCBI's taxonomy places the organism in Eukaryota, Metazoa, Chordata, Actinopteri, Acipenseriformes, Acipenseridae.
UGUGCCAUAGAGGCUGACACCCAGAUAACCAAUCGGAGAGAAGCGAUAGGUCGUUUCCAGGGUGACGGUGUCGCGCCUGGAAAUGGGUGUCGUAGGAAUCGGGAACAAAAUGGAAAAGCUGCCACUGCUGAUUAUAAUUUAUAUUAAUAUAUAACAUAUUGGAGUAAAACAAUAAUCUUAUUUAUUUUAUAUUGAAAUGUUUAAAUGGCGAAGUUGAAAGGAAAAGCUUCAAACCAAUGCGUUGCCGACUGUAGUAGGGUACAGACGAAGACGUCAACAGCUGUUUUUCAAAAUAAUUAAACUGAAUAAUUACAAUAAAUAUUUUGCGGUGAGCCAAAAAAUAAUCUGGUCAAACAGCGCAGCUACGAAUACAUUGACUCUACCUAGUAUGACAACAAUCUUACAAUAUAAAAAGCCAGCACGCUAGCCGCAGAGUUUUAAAAAUAUAUAUGAUUUAAACAAAAGACAAAAGAACACAUCGCAAAUUCUGGGAAAAGGAAUUCUGUUGAAGGAGGGGAUGCGUCUUUAAUGAAUUUCAUGUGGUGUUGUUGGCCGCUAUUGUGUGUUGUUGCCAGCAGGGAUGCUGAAACAGUACUCGGAUCGUGUACUGUCUGAGAAAGCAGAACUAAUGCAGAACUCCGUCUCAGUCAGGGUUGAAGAAGGAUAGAGAAGAACGUGAAGCGCAGCCGGCAAUCUGUGACUAAACCACGGAUAAGAAAUCCAUUGAACUCCCGGUGAAAGAGCACGCCUAGAUGUUUGAUUCUGUAUUCAUUCUGAGAUGUCAAGGACUAGGAUACCUUUUGUCCCGAACUGCAUUACAGUCCUGAUUGAAAGAUGAAUAUCUGCGACAAGAACCCAAACCGGACAGCCCCUGAGAAGGAAGCAGGGACGUCCCCCCCGGCUGACCCCCCCCAGUGCUCCAGGACUAACGGCUGGAGCUGGCCCCCGCACCCCUUCCAGCUGCUGGCCUGGCUGCUCUACAUCUACUUCGCUGUCAUCGGCUUUGGCAUCUUCAUCCCUCUCCUGCCGACUCAUUGGGUGCCUGCAGGAUAUAUUUGUACUGGCGUCAUGUUCGUUUGUCAUCUGUUUGUCCAUCUGACUGCCGUCACUCUCGACCCUGCCGACAGGAAUGUCAGAGUCAAGAACUACAGAGGCCCAGUUCCAGUGUUGGACCGCAGCAAGCAUGCACAUGUGAUUGAGAACUGCCACUGUUACCUCUGUGAGGUGGACGUGAGCCCCAAGUCAAAGCACUGCAGUGCAUGUAACAAGUGUGUUGCCAAUUUCGAUCAUCACUGUAAAUGGCUGAACAAUUGUGUGGGCAGCAGGAAUUACUGGCUUUUCCUGAACAGUGUGAUUUCAGCCCUUAUUGGAAUACUUCUUGUGGUCAUCAUCGCCUUGUAUGUGUUUGUUGAGUUCUUCGCAGAUCCGGCAAUGCUGCGCUCCAACAAAUACUUUCAAGCAGUCAGAAAUGAUUCUGGCAUCUGGUUCGUGUUCCUGCCGGUGGCUCCAGUGUCGACGACAGGGCCCGCGAUCCCUGCUCUGGCUGCCAUCACUAUCGCUCUGGGGCUUCUCUCCACCAUCCUGCUGGGCCAUCUGCUCAUCUUCCACAUCUAUCUCAUGUGGAACAGAUUAAGUACAUAUGCAUAUAUCAUGCGUCAGCGCCAUCGCCAUGAGGCCCCGAGCACUCGCAUGCAGAACGAGGGGAAGGAGGCUCUACCUCCAAAAAUGAAUCCAAUAAAGGAUGUUGGUUACUCAAGGACUCUGGGGUACACCAAUCCUGAGAUCCAAGUGGAAGAUCCUGCUGUAAUAGUAGCAUCAGGAAAAGACAUAUCGAAGCGCUAUGGAAACGGGACCCUGAGGAAGUCCAGCAGCAGUAAAGCAGGAGAGGAACCCCGUCCCACCAUCUCCAGCGAGCAGCAGCAGCAGCAGCAGCCAGCCCGCAGGACAAGCACGCAGAAGAAUAAAAAGAAGAAAGUGCCAGCAGAAAUUAUCAAUGACAGGUCGCUGGAAAACAAUUCAAACAAACUCCCAGGAGUGUCUCCUUCCGAUCCAGGACCCCCGUUUGGUGCUCUUACCGUUGCUGCCUCCCAGAGUCUCAUGCUCCCCAUCCCAGUCUUUCCUCAAAGAGCCUCUCUACCUCCCCUGGUAGCCAGCGCCGCCCCAGUCCAGGCCGCGGGGCCCCCUGCUGACUACCACUCUGAUUCCGCAGAGUCCAUGGACGAGAUUCCCAUCGCACAGACCCGCCUCGGCAGCGCUGCUGUGGGAGGAUACACCAGCAACUCCCGACAGAAUCUCCUCUCCAAACCUCGCCUCCCCCCACAGGACCACUGGCCCCUGCAGACUCUACCCUCCCCACAGCCCAGAACCAUGAGGAGGAGCUUGAAGAGGCCCCUGAGCACAGAGCAGAAAUUCAAGCUGCUCCCUCAGCCCCCCACCGUGUACGUGAGUAAGAGCAGCGGGGAUUGCAGGGUCCCCCAGCUCCGGGGUAACCCCACCGCAGUGGAAGAGGGCUCCUCUGGACACAGUAAAUGGAAAAGGACCAGUAAGAAAAGCCACGAGUACGACAGCAGCAGAGACACAAGGACAGGUACAAUGCUAGCGUGAACAGAACCCAGUGAUGGGGGAGGUUACUUUCAAAAAGUAAUCAGCUACCAGUUACAGUAAUCAGAUUACAGUAAUGCGUAACUCCCCAUCACUCGCAGCAGCAACACUACAGAUCUACAGAUAAAUAGUAAAGCUGUGUUUUUAAAUAAAUUACAAAAAGAUUUUUUUUUUAAAAUUUUUAAAGAAAAAGAAAAAUACAAAAAUGAUAAAUCAAAUGUUGAAAUUGUGAGAGAAUUGUUUUGUGCCGUAAUUGUAUCCCUUUCCCCGUAGUAAUGGUUAAUAUUGCUUAGGUUAUAAAAUUAUUUCAAAUGAUUUCAACUAAUAUUAUCUGUUACUGGGGCGAGAUACCGAGAUAGUGUGUUUCUUGAUAUACUCUGUUCAGUGCCAAAGGCUAAACCUUGAUGGGAAGGAAGUACCAUAUACAGCACCAGUCAGUGGUCAAGCCAACUGAAACCCCCUUUUCUUUCCUAUUGGUUUGAUUCCUUAGUGUUGUGUGGUAUUUGAAAUAGUGACCUCUGUACCUAUAUAGAAGAACCACCUGUCUAUAGUGACCCCACCCUCACACAUCUCGAUAGGAAGACCACUUUUAUAUAGUAUGUGUACAGUAGCUAUAACUCUACCUCUAUCUGUGAGUGCACAGGUGUUUCUAAGUCUGGUUUCUGCCAUAUUGACAGAAAUUCCCUAUCAUUAAUAACUUUCGAUUCCUGGCUGUGGUAGGGAACGCACCAGCCUAGCACACCAGCUUGUAACUCCUUCAGUUCUUACAAUCAGUUUAACAUCUUAGUGCAAUAUUUUUAAAAUGUGAUAUCCCUUUUAAUUUAAAUGAACCGAUUUUAUUAUUUGAAAUGUGUUUGUUCACAGAGAGUUUAUUUUUAACCUUUUCUUUUCUUUUUUUUUUUUUUUUUUUUUAAA